AUGAACAACCAAUCUAUGUCUUCUUCAAGCUCCUCCUCCCCACACAAACAUGAUCAAAAACUCAAAAGUGCCCUUGUGGCCGUGGAGGAGAAGGAGACAAUAAACAAUCCGAAACAAAGGUCUCCUCAAGAGAUUGUGUCUGAAAGGACAAACCUUGAGAUGCCUAGUUUCAGAUUAAGUUUUUUCCGAAAGAAAAGAGAUACCGUGCUAAUACAUCCUCCCAAGGAUAACAAGAUCAGCCACACCUGUCGUUUCUGCAAGAGGAAUUUCAAAAGCUGUUUUGCCCUAGGCGGUCACAUGAAGUGCCACAAAAAGGAACGAGAAUUGGAGAAGCAGCGAAAGAUAAUCGAGGAUGCGAUGCUUUGUGAUAGUACUCCUUUCACCUUGCAAAGGCUUCCUGUUGGCCCUUGUAAGUAUGGCCAAGGUGGUAGCUCACAUGCUUUAUCAACUGAUGGUAUUAAUCUUGAUCUAACUCUUGGUCCAUCCAAGUCCACAGGAGGCAGCAACAAUAGCACUAAUAACAACACUAACUCAUCGUUCCAUGGGAAUCUAAUGACUCCCGUGGGUCCUUGUGUGCCUAGAUACAGUUUGGUUGCUGGAAACCAGGUUGAUUCAAGCAAUAUACAUGUUCCUGCUUAUCCAACCACCGAUCUUUGUUAUGAUUUUUUUGCUUUACAAGAGCAUGGUUCGGGCUCUAGUCACUCAAAAAGUCUCAUCUCAAAGGGGAAAAACAAAGUCAUGGUGCCUGAAGAUGAUGAGGAUAUCGGGAUGAUAAGGUGGUUGCCCAAGAAAAAAAGAUCAAGAGGAGAGUAG
Arabidopsis thaliana (thale cress) is the source of this 813-nucleotide messenger RNA. Its product is annotated as C2H2-like zinc finger protein. The record is from RefSeq and is marked reviewed. Lineage: Eukaryota; Viridiplantae; Streptophyta; Magnoliopsida; Brassicales; Brassicaceae. The coding region runs from base 1 to 813 and encodes 270 amino acids. The transcript has a single exon. Gene Ontology annotation, molecular function: DNA-binding transcription factor activity.